Spirometra erinaceieuropaei is the source of this 966-nucleotide messenger RNA. The record is from the annotation of a GenBank genome assembly. NCBI's taxonomy places the organism in Eukaryota, Metazoa, Platyhelminthes, Cestoda, Diphyllobothriidea, Diphyllobothriidae.
AUGCAAAGGAGCAUCGACCUCUUCGCCGUCGCCUAUGACAUUUUCGGCCUGGUCACCAGCACUGAGGAAACGGUGGUCAUGCACCAGUCGCCAUCCGACGCUGCCUACGUCGCACCCCAAAUCAACGUGAACGGCGCCCAAGUAAAAGUCGUGGACAACUUCACCUACCUGGGCAGCACCCUCUCCCGUACCACCAAGAUCGACGAUGAAGUGGCUCGCCGGCUCUCCAAAGCCAGCCAAGUCUUCGGUCGUCUGCAGGACGUCGUCUGUAAUUGCCACGGUCUCCAUCUUAACACCAAACUGGAGAUUUACAAGGCAGUCAUCCUGUCGACGCUGCUGUAUGGAGCGCAGACCUGGACAGUCCACAAGAAACCGGCGCGGAGACUCAGUCAUUGCCAUUCCUGCUGUCUUCGAAGGAUACCAAAGAUGAGGUGGCAGGACCAGAUCCCAGACUCGGAUGUACUGGAGCGGACGGGAAUUCUCAGCAUCUACGCCAUGCUAAGACAACUGCAAUUGCACUGGAGCGGCCAUCUCGUGCAGAUAGACGACGAGCAGCUACCCAAACGACUCUUCUGUGGAGACGUCGCCAUGGGCUCCAGCCGACAAGGUGGCCGAUUCCACCACUACAAGGAUACUCUGAAGGCCUCCCUGAAGCGUCUGCAGAUUGACGUAGCCGACUGGAAAGACCUUGCUCGAGACCGAUCAACCUGGGGGAGGACGGUGAAAACAGGCGCAGCGAUCUACGAAGCCAACCUCAUCACCGCCGCCAAAGCCAAACGCGGGACUCGCAAAUCUCAACUGCGCCCACCUCGCAAUGCUAUCGCUCAACCAGCCCCGACCUGCCCACGCUGCCAGCGGACGUUUCGGGCACCAGUCGGCCUUAUAGGACGUCUUCUUACCAACUGCAGCAUCCGGACUCACCAGCUGCUGUUUCCUCGUUCAACUCUACCUCACCCUCCACGCUGA